UAUCAAACAGGCCUCAGCGAAAAGACCCAAUAGACAUCGACUCGUAGGGGACUGCAAUGUGCUCUUACUUUACGUGGCAACACACGAAUCGUCGCGUUACCCGUGGCCCGCAAGUUUGAGCGCCGGUCUCCAGCGUUGUACGUCCCACAGAAAAAUCGGAUCGCGCCCGAAAUGGCGCGGCGCGAAGGUCCGGUAUGACACGUUCGCCUACGGGCAGCUGGCAUCAGCGGACAUCUGACCGAGCCCCGUCCCUCCUUACCUUGUGAGCACAUCACACGGCGAGCCAAAGAGAGAGGAAUCGAUCAGAUGUACUACUAGCCUUGCAAGCCAGGCAAAAUGCAGCUUGGCUCGAAAGACGGAUGUGGUACCGGGCGUGGUGGCUCACGUGGUGCCUGUUGGCACUCGUGGCCUUUGCCAGUCUCGUCUGGGGUGAAGCCGUUGGCGGAGACGGCCCUGCUCCCGCAAAGCAUCGCUCGGAUGACUCCGGGGAAGGCGUCGACGACGAAAAGAGCAAGCUGCAGGCACCCGUUACUGAAGUCCACCUUCCAGCACUACCGAGUACGAGCACCGACGAUGACGAGGUCAAGGAACGACCGCCGAGCCGACAAUCCGCUGAAAUGCCCGAACCGGGAAGUGCUAGGAAGCGAUUCGAGCCGAAGCUUGUCGGGGAGACUGUGCAGUCACUCAGCAAGGAGACGUCCGAAGAACAGAUUCGAAAGUCGGAGAGGAAAGAUGGAGAGAUGACGCCCACAGCAGAAGACGUUGCUGCAAAGCAGAAGGCAGUGGAAGGGCUGGAGGAUGGCCACACUGUUCCUCCGGCGAAAGGGGACGCGGAACCAGACGCUGCUGCUGCUGAGGCACCCUCUGGGAAAACUGCCGGUGCUUCAAAAACGCUGCCUGAACCAGUGCCUAAAGAACUCUCUGAGGAGGAAAAAAGAGCAAUCAGCCUCUAUGAAGCAGCCAAGGCAUUGCUCAACUCAACGGACUCUGACAGAAAAAAAGCGUACGAGCUCUUGGAGGAAGCGGCCGACCUCGGCCACACGGCGUCGCAGGAAUCCAUCGGCGAGGCGUACCUGUUUGGCGACGGGGUCCCCCAGAACGUCACCAAAGCCCAGCUAUACUUUGAAGCCCUCGCGUCGAAGGGCUCGCCGACGGGCCAGACCUACCUUGGCUUCGUCUACGCCAUCGGCUUGGGGGUCAACUCGAGCCAAGCCAAGGCGCUCGUGUACUACACCUUUGGGGCCCUGGGCGGCAACCCAUUUGCCCAAAUGGCCCUGGGUUACCGGUACUGGUACGGCAACAGCGUGCUCACGAGUUGCGAGGCGGCUCUGACCUACUAUCGGAAGGUGGCCAAAGUAGUGGAGCAGGACGUCAACAAGGGCGGCUCCACCUUGAUUCAACGAAUUCGACUUCUAGAUGAGGCUGAAAACCCGGGCUCAUCAACGGGACUCAUCGACGAUGACCUCAUCCAGUACUACCAGUUCCUCGCCGAUAAAGGAGAUGUGCAGGCCCAGGUGGGGCUAGGCCAGCUCCACUACCAGGGUGGACGGGGCGUGGAGCAGGACCAUUCGCGCGCCCUGAGCUACUUCACCCAGGCGGCCAACACGGGCAACGCCAAUGCCAUGGCCUUCCUGGGCAAGAUGUUCCUCGAGGGAAGCUCGGUGGUGACACAGAACAACGAGACCGCCUUCAAGUACUUCUCCAUGGCUGCCGAAAAGGGUAAUGCUGUGGGGCAGAGUGGUCUGGGACUUAUGUACCUGCACGGAAAAGGCGUAGAAAAGGACUAUCAGAAGGCGUUCAAGUACUUCACGCUCGCCGCAAAUCAAGGAUGGGUCGACGGCCAGCUUCAACUGGGCAACAUGUACUACAACGGGCUGGGCGUGCUGCGAGACUUCAAAAUGGCCAUCAAGUUCUACACUCUGGCGUCCCAGUCGGGACACGUGCUGGCCUUCUACAACCUGGCGCAGAUGCACGCCACGGGCACGGGAACCAUGCGCUCAUGCAGCACCGCCGCGGAGCUCUUUAAGAACGUGGCGGAGCGCGGCCGGUGGAGCGAGAAGCUGAUGCAGGCUUACUCCGACUACCGAGACGGCCGAGUGGACAUCGCCCUCGUGAAGUAUGCGUUCCUCGCCGAGCUCGGUUACGAGGUGGCCCAGAGCAACGCGGCCUUUAUCCUGGACAGAGGUGAGAGCAAGCAUUUUCCGAAGAACGAGACUUUUGCCUGGGCCCUGUUGUUCUGGAACCGAGCUGCCACACAAGGCUACUCGGUAGCACGGGUGAAGCUGGGCGACUACCACUACUACGGAUACGGCACGAACAUCGACUACGAGACGGCUGCCACACACUACCGUAUGGCGUCCGAGCAGCAGCACAAUGCCCAGGCCAUGUUCAACCUCGGCUACAUGCAUGAGCAAGGGCUGGGUCUCAAGAAGGACAUCCACUUGGCAAAACGCUACUACGACAUGGCCGCCGAGACGAGUGCAGACGCCCAGCUGCCGGUUGCCCUGGCGCUCGUCAAACUUGCCCUGCUUUACGGGUUCGCUUACCUCCAAGAGCAACAGUUGGACAAGCUACUGCCCAAGAUGAGCCCGAGCGACGUGCUUGGUCCCGACUGGGACCUCUACGUCAUGACCGUGAUGGCCCUCCUGCUCGCCGUGCUGGUCUACUUCAGGCGAGCAUGAACGGCCGUUGCACCCAGUGGCGAGAUUUCCCGGAAGCUUUCGACGGACUCCGUGCGGAUGGCCGCACUACGGGCAAAUUUGUGUGUGUGCGCACCACGUGACUUUGCGGUGUUCUCUCUCUAUUCUUUUUCCUAUUCCGAACUGCAAAAGGAAAAAAGAAACCAACAAAACUGCUGCUACUAGUCGUUUGAUGUGCCGUUCCCUUCAAAGCUCAAAAUCGGUGCGCGUGUCGCCGGAGAAACAGAAAAGAGCGGGCAUAUUGAAACCUUCUCUUUUGCGCGUGAUGGCUGAAGAUGAGGAGCCCACGAUUGUUGUACAUUGUUUUGCACUGAAGCAAAGUAGUGGGGGGAUUGUCAUCUUCAAGGGUGUUGGGAAGGGUUUUUUUUUUUUUCCAAUUUUUCCGGAUGCUCUUUAACAAGGGCAGCCAUAUUUAGUUCAAUGGACAAAAGUCGUCCUAUUGCUUCAGAAGUGAUAAUAUUAAAAAAAAAGACGUGCCAGUCACCAAACAAA
This is a messenger RNA of Rhipicephalus microplus (southern cattle tick), 3191 nucleotides long. Its product is annotated as protein sel-1 homolog 1-like. Gene Ontology annotation, cellular component: endoplasmic reticulum membrane. Gene Ontology annotation, biological process: ERAD pathway. Gene Ontology annotation, molecular function: protein binding. NCBI's taxonomy places the organism in Eukaryota, Metazoa, Arthropoda, Arachnida, Ixodida, Ixodidae. The record is from RefSeq and is a predicted model, not a curated record.